This is a messenger RNA of Linnemannia hyalina, 1473 nucleotides long. NCBI's taxonomy places the organism in Eukaryota, Fungi, Mortierellomycota, Mortierellomycetes, Mortierellales, Mortierellaceae. The record is from the annotation of a GenBank genome assembly.
AUGCUGCCAACAGGACUCAUGUCAACCCGUGUCCAUGCCUCCGCUUCAUGCUGCAGAACCGUCGCUUCGUCACAACAGUUCACGUUCCUCCGCCACUUGUCUACAUCCCAGCCCUCGACAGCCCGCCUCCCAUACUUCCACAGGCAAUUGACUAAAAAGGACAAACUCCCCGAAGCCGGCACAACACCAAACUCACUCACCCCAUUAUUGACCCCUCCACCACCACCCCGACCUUCAACAACACCAAAAACAUCAGCUACCUCGGAUACAAUCCUCUCAAAACGCCAAACCUUCAAAUCCAUCACACCAUCUGCGCAAUUGAUGCACGACAUCCGAGUCCAGGGCCUUGGAUCCAAAGCAGAGAGCUGGUCCUUUGACAAGUCCAGCCGCGGCAACAAGACUAUCCGGCCGUGGGACAAGAAACUCCCUGAAGAGGAAUGGAAGCAACUACAAAAGGAGCGGCGCUUACCCGCCAAGCAGGUCUGGUUUGAGCAACGGACGUCUAAGGUGGUCGAGAAGGAGCAAGUCAAAUUCCCUGGCAUGCGGUUUGUCGCAGGAGCAGCGUCGAUGAAGAGUGUCCCCAAGGAGGAGCAGCUGUUGAAACUCGUCAGACCAGAUUACUUUCAGGAUCUAGCCGAGAUUGAGCAAUUGCUGACUGAAGCUGAGGAGGGAAAGGCCGGAGCAGGAUCGGCGGACGGAACGCCUCGGCUAAGCAUGAGCGCGGUUGAGAUCCAAAAUUUGCGGGACCGGAAACGCGCCAAGGAGCAUGAGAUUAAGGACUCGACAUUACCGGAGAUCGCAAUUGUCGGACGAUCCAAUGUUGGCAAGUCGACAAUGCUCAACACCCUCACGGAGUCGCCCAACACUGCUCGCGUCAGCUCCAAGCCAGGAUUGACUCGUCAACUCAACUUUUACCGAUGCGGAGAUAAAUUUGCCGUUGUCGACAUGCCUGGAUACGGAUUCGCCUUUGCCAAAGAGGAAGACAAGGUUGCCUGGAAGGAAUUGGUAUGUUCAGCUUUUUGUUCAUCGAUCAGUCAGUUUGGAUUUUGGGAUCGCGUCAACAAGAAGAGUUUACUUAUCAUUAUUUUUUUCGCUCACCGCCUGGUACAGAUCGAAGACUACCUGGGAACGCGCAAGUCAUUAAGGAGAAUCUACGUGAUGAUCGACGCUCGUCAUGGACUCAAGGUCGCCGAUAAGGAGUUCCUCACCAUGAUGGGUGCUACUUGCUCGAAAAAGUUCCAGGUCGUUCUCACCAAAUGCGACCUCGUCUCCCCACCUGACCUCGCCCGUACAUACAUGGUUGUUCAGGAAGAACUGAAAAAGUCGUUCAAGAAUGCAAUGACGGACAGGAUUCUUAUGGUCAGCUCGUACACCGGCGCAGGAAUGAACACCCUCCGCAAAGAUAUGCUCUCUGCAUGCAAACAAGAUAUCUUGGUUCGCGAGCGUGAGCGACCCAAGAGUACCUUACGGUAG